AUGUCCAACUCCAGUCCUCAAGGGCUGAGGGCCGCUCUCCAGAUUCUUCCCUGUACUGUGUCCCAGCUGCUGUCCGCCGCUUACGUCACUAAUGACAGCUUUGCAAUCUGCGAUCUGGAACUCAACCAGGUGUCUGUAGUGGGAAUAAUCCGAAGAUUGUGUCCCUCUGCGACUGACAUCCAGUACUUUGUGGACGACAUGACCGGGCCCCCGUUGAAUGUGAAGCAGUGGGUUAAUAUAGAGGGCUCUGCUGGAUAUCCGGCCGCUGCUAUAGGAACAUAUGUGAAAGUUAACGGAAGUCUACGAAAUAUUAAAGGGCAAAAGUCUUUGUUGGCGAUGAAUAUCCGUUGUAUUAAGGACCUGAAUGAGAUCACAUCCCACAUGUUGGAAGUGGUAAAUGCACACAUGCAGCUGUUUGGAAAGGCAUGUGAUGUAGAUGUGAAUAUGAACACUACAGCUGCAUCAUCGUCUGGUGUUCACACAAACCCAAAAGGACUAAAUGGUUCAUCCACCACCCAUUCACAGUAUAACCAUGCCAGCAGCGCCAUACGGUUGGGGAGUCACCAUGUCAUUCUUCACCAGGUGCUGCAGGUGAUCAGGAGAUUCCGUGAGCAACAUUUUGGCAUCAGUUUCCAGGAUCUGAAGACACAUUUGUAUUACAUCAGCGUGACCGACAUCAGAAAGUCCUUGGCGUUUCUGAUGAAUAAAGGCCAUGUUUUUCAUACAACUGACGAGCAUCAUUUCAAGUCUUCAGAAUAUUAG
This is a messenger RNA of Sphaeramia orbicularis (orbiculate cardinalfish), 762 nucleotides long. RefSeq names its product replication protein A 32 kDa subunit-like. Gene Ontology annotation, biological process: double-strand break repair via homologous recombination; nucleotide-excision repair; DNA replication. NCBI's taxonomy places the organism in Eukaryota, Metazoa, Chordata, Actinopteri, Kurtiformes, Apogonidae. Gene Ontology annotation, cellular component: chromosome, telomeric region; site of double-strand break; DNA replication factor A complex. The coding region runs from base 1 to 762 and encodes 253 amino acids. The transcript is spliced from 8 exons. Gene Ontology annotation, molecular function: single-stranded DNA binding. The record is from RefSeq and is a predicted model, not a curated record.